This is a messenger RNA of Nelumbo nucifera (sacred lotus), 2733 nucleotides long. Its product is annotated as Concanavalin A-like lectin protein kinase family protein. Lineage: Eukaryota; Viridiplantae; Streptophyta; Magnoliopsida; Proteales; Nelumbonaceae. The record is from RefSeq and is a predicted model, not a curated record. Gene Ontology annotation, molecular function: ATP binding; protein kinase activity; carbohydrate binding. Gene Ontology annotation, biological process: protein phosphorylation.
AUAAGCCGGCAGCGGCCGUACCAUUUGACGAGUAAACGUCCAUCUGGCCUCAAUUCAGCAAUUCACAACAGUUAUCACAAAAAGUCCCCCCCCCCCCCACAUGGAAAUAUAGCACUCGUCGCCGGCAGAAACUGAUCAGAUCCGGCACGAUGUUACAUUAUCUUGUCUUCUUCGUAUUCUUAUUGUUCUCCCCCUGUUUCGCUCUCGAUUUCUUGUUCAAUUCCUUCAAUUCCACCGAUCUUCUUUUGCUAAAUGACACCCGAAUUGAGUCGUCCGUCGUCCGAUUAACCAAUGACUCCAACGAGUUUUCCGUCGGGAGAGCCUUCUAUCCUGUCCGACUCCCUAUGAGAGCCACUAACACCAGCACCACUAUCUCUUCGUUCUCGACUUCUUUCGUCUUUUCGAUCCUCCCCCAGAUCACUUCAAGUCCCGGCUUUGGCCUCGCAUUCGUACUCUCCAAUUCCACCACACCUAAGGACGCCCUAUCCGGCCAAUAUUUCGGCCUUUUCUCCAAUGCCACCACCCCUUCUGUUGCUCCACUCUUAGCCGUCGAAUUUGAUACCGGUCAGAACCCAGAAUUCAACGACCUAGAUGGGAAUCACGUUGGAAUCGACCUUAACAAUAUCGAAUCAGCCGUGACCCAUACCGCCGGGUACUAUAAUUCCACUGGCGGAUUCGUCGAUUUGGAUAUGCGUAAUGGCCAGAAUGUCCACGCUUGGAUCGAAUUCGACGGGACUCAGUUUGAAAUCAACGUUACAAUAGCUCCAAUAGGUGUAUCUCGACCAUCAAAGCCUCUGCUGACAUACAAGAAUGCCGCAAUCGCAAACUAUGUAUCAGCCGAUAUGUAUGUUGGGUUUUCUGCUUCGAAAGUCACUUGGGUAGAAGCGCAAAGGGUUCUAGCUUGGAGCUUAAGCGACACUGGAAUUGCCAGGAAUAUAAACACCACUAAUUUGCCUAUUUUCCUGCCCGAAUCCUCUUCGUCGUCUUCCCUUUCCGCUGGAGUUAUAGCCGGCAUUUCAAUCGCCUCUGUUGUUUUUGUGGUCAUAUGUUUAUCUGGGCUUUACUGGUUUUGGCAAAAGAAGAAGAGGAUUGAGGAAGAAGAAGAUGAGAUAGAAGAUUGGGAGCUUGAGUACUGGCCACACCGUUUUCCAUACGAAGAUCUCAGGGAAGCCACAAAGGGGUUCUCGGACAAUGAGCUUCUUGGAUCGGGUGGAUUUGGCAGAGUGUACAAGGGGACUCUUGCCAACGGCACCGAAGUGGCAGUGAAAUGCGUCAACCACGAUUCGAAACAAGGGUUGAGAGAAUUCAUGGCGGAGAUCUCCAGUAUGGGUAGGCUCCAACACAAGAACCUGGUCCAAAUGAGAGGGUGGUGCAGGAAAGGCAACGAAUUGAUGCUGGUAUAUGAUUAUAUGCCCAACGGCAGUCUUAAUCGUUGGAUCUUCGACAAGCCGAAGCAGGUGAUGGGGUGGGAGGGACGGCGCAGGGUGCUGGCGGAUGUAGCGGAGGGCUUGAACUAUCUGCACCACGGAUGGGACCAGGUGGUGCUCCACAGGGACAUCAAGUCCAGCAACGUAUUACUGGAUUCAGAAAUGAGAGGUCGGUUGGGUGACUUUGGACUGGCGAAGCUGUACCAGCACGGGCAAGCGGCAAAGACAACUAGAGUGGUAGGUACGCUGGGGUACCUUGCGCCGGAGCUGGCGAACGUGGUAGCACCGACGGCGGCAAGCGACGUUUACAGUUUUGGAGUGAUGGUGCUGGAGGUGGUGUGCGGCCGAAAGCCGAUAGAGACGUGGUCGGAGGACGACCCACUGUUGAUUGAUUGGGUAAGGGAACUUUAUGCGGAAGGAAAGCUUCAUGAAGCGGGGGAUUCAAGGAUUGCUGGAGAGUAUAAGGUAGAGGACAUGGAGAGAAUGCUGAAGAUUGGGCUGGCCUGUUGCCAUCCGGAACCACAGCAUCGGCCGACAGUGAAGGAGGUUGUGGCGAUGCUGUUAGGCGAGGAGGCGUCAGCCGUACCUGGCAGUUUAUUAUCGGAGUUGACACGAGGCGUAGAUGAUGGUGGUAGCGGCGAGGCGUCGGCGCCAGCGCCACCACCACCACCACCACCAUCUCCUCCGGCAUGAUUAUGCAUUCCUUUUUUAUUAUUAUUAUUAUCAUUUUAUUGUUUAUCUUUCAGGGGGUGGAAAGUGGAAACUAUUUUUCUUUAUCUGUAUCUGAAAGUCGAAUUGGGUGAAUAGUGAAUAGUGACGAAUGGGGAGGAGAGAGAUGUGAGAUGAUACAAAUACAAAUUAGUGAAUUACAAACAGCAGAAGCAGAAAAUCACGGUAAAGCAAGUAAUUACACAACACGUACCGUCAAGGCGUCAACAUGGAAUCGCGCUCCCUCCAAAGUCCAAAGUCCACGGCUCCACGCUGCUGCUUCUGUAUUCAGCUCUCGGUGAAGUGAAGGUUGAGAGUUUACUUGGAACAAGAUCCAAGCCGUUGAGUUUAAGGUGAUAAUGAUCCAACAACAUUUCAGUCGUUGGGCCUGGUCUGGGAAAGGACUAAGGUAAGGAGGUGGCCGACUAAUUUGACCAGAGACCGAAGAAAUAGAAAAAUGAGUGAGCGGUUUGUGAACAAGCAUUAUGUCAUUUUAAUAUCACAAUUCACAACAACUCUCUGCUAUCUCUAUAGUUAAAUCGGAUCAAAACAAGGAGAUAGAAAGAUAAAGUCAUAGUUCCGUGUUGGUUUUAAUCAA